AUGACUGGCCUGAGAGGGAAAUGACAAACAAUUCCUCUAACCACUUAGAAGAGCCCAAUUGUAAUGAGGUGACCAACCUGAAGGUGUGCAUUGAAUUAACAGGGCUCCAUCCCAAAAAGCAGCGUCACCUGCAGCAUCUUAGGGAACUAUGGGAGCAGCAGGUGUCACCAGAGAGAUCCCCGUCCGGCAAGUUGGGCCGGCAAAGCAGGAAAGAUUUAGCUGAGGCUGUUCAGCCAGAGGCCACUGCAAAGGUCAAAGACUUCACAGAAGAAAGGCACACCAAGAAAAGGUCAGAGGCCAAAAGCAAUAGAAGUUGGUCUGAAGAGUCCCUCAAAACAAGUGACAAUGAACAAGGCUUGCCCGUAUUCCCAGUGUCUCCGCACAUGAAGAGCCUUUCAUCCACCAAUGCAAACAGCAAAAGGCAGGCUCAGCCAAGCUGUACUCCAGCCUCGAGGUUGGCUGCCAAACAGCAGAAAAUUAAAGAAAGCCGGAAGACAGAUGGGCUGUACACAGACGAAGAGGAGGAUUUCCAACAUGCAUCUCUGCUGCAGAAAUACAGCGAGUGCGAGAAGCCAUCAGGGAAACGUCAGUGUAAAACAAAACACUUGGCACUGCAGGAGAGGAGAAGGAGGUCAUCUCUGACAGGGGAUGACACCACAGAUAUCGAAAAUGCUGAAGAUAAGGUCAUGGUAGCAAGGAAAGUCAGGAAGCGACCGGAGCCUACUUCAGACUGCGACUCCUCGCCAGCCAAGCCAUACGAGCAGAAGCCAUAUGAUCGCCUGCAGCAGAUUCCCUCGUUGCUACCCGUCUCGCAGCCUGCACAGCUGCCGAUUGCAAGCCCCCCUCAGGAGACCACCCCGAGCCGGCCCAUGCCACCUGAAGCGCGGAGGCUUAUUGUCAAUAAGAACGCGGGGGAAACGCUGCUGCAGCGGGCGGCGCGCCUGGGGUACGAGGAAGUGGUUCUGUAUUGUCUGGAAAACAAGGUGUGUGAUGUGAAUCAUCGUGACAACGCGGGUUACUGUGCCCUGCACGAGGCCUGUGCCAGAGGCUGGCUGAGCAUCGUGCGGCAUCUCCUCGAGUAUGGGGCAGACGUCAACUGCAGCGCUCAGGAUGGAACCAGACCAAUCCAUGACGCGGUUGAAAACGAUCAUUUGGAAAUUGUCCGCCUGCUACUGUCUUACGGUGCUGAUCCAACCCUGGCGACCUACUCUGGGAGGACCAUCGUGAAAAUGACCCACAGCGAGCUCAUGGAGACCUUCCUCACAGAGUAUUUAACUGACCUGCAAGGUCGAAGCGUUGAUGACCCUGGUUUGUACUGGGAUUUCUAUGGCAGCUCUGUGUGCGAUCCAAAAGAUGAAUCUGGAUUUGACAUCUUGGCGAAUCCUCCUGGGCCAGGUGAUGAAGAUGAAGAUGGCUAG
This is a messenger RNA of Pterocles gutturalis (yellow-throated sandgrouse), 1418 nucleotides long. Its product is annotated as BCL-6 corepressor-like. Gene Ontology annotation, cellular component: nucleus. Gene Ontology annotation, molecular function: transcription corepressor activity; protein binding. The record is from RefSeq and is a predicted model, not a curated record. Gene Ontology annotation, biological process: negative regulation of transcription by RNA polymerase II. The transcript has 7 exons. The annotation marks the transcript as partial. Lineage: Eukaryota; Metazoa; Chordata; Aves; Pterocliformes; Pteroclidae.